Messenger RNA from Ixodes scapularis (black-legged tick), 1335 nucleotides. RefSeq lists its product as uncharacterized. The transcript has 2 exons. The record is from RefSeq and is a predicted model, not a curated record. Gene Ontology annotation, molecular function: nucleic acid binding; zinc ion binding. NCBI's taxonomy places the organism in Eukaryota, Metazoa, Arthropoda, Arachnida, Ixodida, Ixodidae. Bases 106 to 1335 code for a protein of 409 amino acids.
CGGAAAUAAACUGUUGUUCUGUUCCCACCGCGCUGUCUGAAGGAUCUAUUACAUUGGCGACGAGGCGAAUCGACGGACGGGCGAGUCCCGGUCGAGUAAGGCAAGAUGUCGGUCGGCAGGAUCGGCGAAUAUCGUCUCGGCACGAAUGCGUCCUGGGAUGAAUACGUCGAACGGCUAGAGAUCUGCGCUGCAAACAAGAUAACCACGGACGAGCAAAAACGAGCGGUUCUGCUGAGUUGUUGCGGCGAGGACACUUACGGGCUGAUCGUGACCUUGGUCAAGCCAGCAAGACCGACGGCGGCGAGCUACGACGACAUCAAGGGGGCGGUGCGGAAGCACAUGCAUCCAAGGCCUUCGGAGCUGUACGCAAGAUUCUUAUUCUACCGAAGAAACCAAGCUCAGGGUGAGGCGGCGUCGGAGUAUGUUACGGCACUCCGUAAGCUGGCUGAAGACUGCGGUUUCGGUGACAAACAGCUUCCACUGGACGUCAUGAUGAGGGACCGGAUCGUAUGCGGAAUCAAGAAUGAAGCGGUUCAACAGCGGCUGCUCGCAGAACGCGACCUGACGUUCGAGGUGGCGUACGACAUGACGCUGACGGCGGAGGCAACGGAGAAGCAGCAGCGCGAUAUACGCAAGCAAGCUCAAGACGGAACCAAAGAAAGCGAGGGUCUGGUUCAAGCGACACGCAUGAAACUGGACACCAAGGCGGACGACGUCAGCUGCUUCCGCUGCAACGGUAAGCACGCUCCGCAUGUAUGCCGUUUUAGAAAGGCUGCUUGUUUCAAAUGCAAAAAGGUUGGACACGUGGCAAAAGCUUGUCGUUCAAAAGACGAGAAUCGGACGCCGCGGAAGCCAACUGACCUGCGCAAGCGGGAGGAAAAAAACAAGGGCGUCUAUGAAAUGAGCGCAUUGUUUUCUGUAUGCGAAGUGCGUGAACAGGCUGAAAAGUUCAUGGUAGAAGUGCACAUUCAAGGAGAGAAAGUUCCGAUGGAAGUCGAUUCAGGAGCAUCUUGCUCGAUUGUGAGUGAAGAGACGUUUCGGUUGAUCGAGAAGAAUCGAGGCCAGAUACCGCUGCAAGAAGCCGGCACAAAGCUUGUAACCUGGUCGAAUGAAUCAUUGUCCGUGGUGGGUCGGGCAAACGUGGAAGUGAAAUUCAAAGGCUGUAGAGCAGAGCUACCUUUAGGCGAUGCGGUGACCAUGUAUCGGUAUGAGGCACAGGCUCUCGGGAAGCAACAGUUCAGCCCUUACAUUUCAUCGAUCGCGCCAAAGAAAAUGUUCGGUUCUCAAUUUCAGCUUUUCUUAUUCAUUUAUUCUCUUUGUGCGAAUCUAUAUUGA